Lentinula edodes (shiitake mushroom) is the source of this 1167-nucleotide messenger RNA. RefSeq lists its product as uncharacterized. Bases 1 to 1167 code for a protein of 388 amino acids. The transcript has a single exon. Lineage: Eukaryota; Fungi; Basidiomycota; Agaricomycetes; Agaricales; Omphalotaceae. The record is from RefSeq and is a predicted model, not a curated record.
AUGCCAACGACUCUUCGUAGUUCGGAAUCCUCCGUGCAAAGCGCCGCGACCAGUCCUGCUACUGUCUCGUCUAUCAGCGUAUCGGAAGGUCCGCAAACACCACCUUUUCCUCCGUCUCCAAUUCCUAUCUCUACUGCGGCUACCAGGAGGACCAGUGGUCAUCGGGCAUCUGUACUGAGAGCUUCAGUGUUCGAUGCGUUUGCUGAGCUCGGAGCCUUUGAUGAGAACAGUCAAAUCGCGGAAUGGAUAUUCAAUCCCGAUGUAGACGACGCUUCAUUUUCCAAUUCGUCGACGGGACCCAGAAAGCACAAUGUCCAUUUCUUAGAAAAGUCAGGAAGUAGGUUCAGGGAAAGAUUGAAUAGCAAUGCGUCAGGGAAUUUGCUUAAUGGUUUUUCGAGCUCAGCGAAGCCGCCUGCUUUACCAUCGUCGUAUUCCACGUCGCCCAUACCAACUCGUCGUCCAACGAGAAGAUUUUUCAAUGGUCUUAGGACUAGAUCUGCCUCGAGGCACAAAACGGAUAAGAGAAGAACGUCAGACGAGACCAUAAUGGAAGAGACUCCUGUCGCUGUUUCUCCUUCAAAGAAGCGACCGUUUUUGCAGUUUAGGUCUAAAUCCUCACGGACUAUCCCGACGUCCUCUUCUCAUCCUCCAUCGUCCUCUUUAGAUCUCCCUCGACCUAAUUUCUUAGGUGAGAUCAAGUCCAUAUCGUCACCUGUCACAGUUGAGCUUGGACACGCUUCUUCGCCUAGCAUUGCGACUAAUGCAAGUUGGGAACAUAUCCAAGGCUCAACAUCCCUCGAUCUCCUACGUUCUACCGAUAAUCCUCCUGUCAAUACAUUUCUCCAUGGGAAACACUCUCCUGCCCCUGGGAUACCCUUCCCAAGUCAAAGAGAGUCCAGAGGAGGCUCUCUCUUUCUGAAGCUUUCUACCGCUGUCGCUCGCCCAUUCUCGGCCGGGAGUAUUCAUCCUGAUUUGGAUGCAUGCUCUUCCGCUGCAGGUUCUACCACGAACUCCAUACGCCGUACACAGUCGCGGCCACCAGAAGCGACAGAAGCGUUGAAGGUGACGCCUCUUCGUACGAAUUUUCCUUCAUCAUUCUCAUCGCCGUCAUCACCGAUUGGUGCCAACCCGACUACACGUGCGCUGGCUGCGAUGGAGGUGCUUUGA